Molecule: messenger RNA, 1967 nt
Organism: Rhopilema esculentum
Lineage: Eukaryota; Metazoa; Cnidaria; Scyphozoa; Rhizostomeae; Rhizostomatidae
Product: ATP-binding cassette sub-family F member 2
Molecular function (GO): ATP binding; ATP hydrolysis activity
Source: RefSeq, a predicted model, not a curated record
GACAGGAAAAUUCUUUUUCGGUUUCAGCAUUUUAUGAGCUUAGUCACAUUGAUAAGCUCUCGCUGAACAUUUGAUAUCACUCAUCUAGAUUCUUCAUUGCCAAGCAUAAAUCUUCUAAAAUGCCGUCUGAAGCAGCAAAGCGAAGAAAGGAGAAGAAAAAAGCCCAGGGAAAGGGGAAAUCGGCAAAUGCAGCUACUUCGGUCUCCAAUGGCGUCUCGCAAGAAGUUACCUCGUGUAUGGAAAAUUUGUCAGUCUCUAGUCGUGCGUGUACUGGUGUGCUGGCCUCCCAUCCAGAGGCAAGGGACCUACACAUUCAUCAAUUCUCCAUAACAUUCCAUGGUGCAGAGUUGCUGGCGGACACAAAAUUGGAAAUAAACUGUGGCAGGAGAUACGGCCUAAUUGGGAGCAAUGGCUGCGGUAAAUCAACUCUUCUAUCUGUUAUUGGACACAGGGAAAUCCCUAUACCAAACCACUUUGAUAUUUAUCAUCUCAAAAGUGAGAUUGAAGCAAGUGAUAAAACAGCACUGCAGUGUGUCAUGGAAGUAAAUGAAGAGAGAUUAAGACUGGAGAAGGAAGCAGAAGAGUUAGCUCAUUAUGGUGAUGAUGGGCCUGAACAUGAAAGGUUGCUUGAGGUAUAUGAACGUCUAGAGGAAUUAGAUAGCAGCUCUGCUGAAGUUACUGCUGCAAGACUCUUGCAUGGUCUUGGCUUCACACCAAGCAUGCAGAUUAAGAAAACAAAGGACUUCUCUGGAGGAUGGAGGAUGAGGAUCGCGUUAGCAAGGGCAUUGUUUGUGAGACCAUCUAUACUCUUGCUGGAUGAACCGACAAACCAUUUAGAUUUGGAUGCUUGUGUGUGGCUGGAAGAAGAGCUGAAAACAUACAAGAGGAUUCUCAUUCUUGUAUCACAUUCGCAAGAUUUUCUAAAUGGAGUGUGUACAAAUAUUAUACAUUUCACGCAAUCAAAGCUAAUCUAUUAUGGGGGUAAUUAUGAUACAUUCGUGAAGACAAAAGGAGAAAUGGAAGAGCACCAAAUGAAGCAGUAUAAAAAGCAGCAAGAUGAGAUAGCUCAUAUGAAAGAUUAUAUUGCAAGGUUUGGGCAUGGUAGUGCUAAGCUAGCUAGGCAAGCACAGAGUAAAGAGAAGACUUUAAACAGGAUGGUCGAAAAUGGACUCACCGAGAAAGUUGUAGCUGAAAAGGGAAUUUCAUUUUAUUUUCCUGACUGUGGAAAAUUGCCACCACCGGUAUUGCAGGUACAACACGUGAGCUUUCGCUAUGGACCAGAUAAGCCAUUUAUUUACAAAAAUUUAGAUUUCGGAAUGGAUCUAGAUACCAGAGUGGCCCUUGUUGGACCAAAUGGUGCUGGCAAAUCGACAUUGUUGAAACUGCUUAUCGGUGACUUGUCUCCCUCGGAUGGUUUGGUACGGAAACAUAAUCAUCUAAAAUUUGGAAGGUAUCACCAGCAUCUACAAGAUAUUCUCGAUAUGGACAUGUCUGCAAUGAAUUGGAUAAUGAAAUGCUUUCCCGAGCAAAGAGAGGAGGAAAUGAUGCGAAAAUUCCUCGGAAGGUAUGGGUUAACUGGAAAGCAACAGAUUUGCCCUAUUCGGAAUCUGUCGGACGGACAACGAAGUCGUAUCAUAUUCGCGUGGCUUGCAUUCCAAUGCCCACAUAUGUUGUUGCUAGACGAACCGACAAAUCACUUGGACAUAGAGACGAUCGACGCCUUGGCUGAUGCUAUAAAUGAAUUCGAUGGUGGCAUGGUUCUGGUUAGCCACGACUUCAGGCUUAUAAUGCAGGUUGCCAAGGAGAUAUGGAUCUGCGAAAACCAGACAGUAACGCCAUGGAAUGGUGAUAUAUUCUCUUACAAGCAAGACCUGAAAAAGAAAAUAAUCAAAAGCUAGGAAAACGGACUGUCAUUUCAUUGUCAUUUCGUGUCUGUAAAUACGUAUUUAUUGUGUAUUUGCAUUCGA